UAAGUUUUGGAUACGCAUCAUUUUUCGACCGUUGUUCUAAAAUGAGAUCUCAAAACGGAUGAACGGGGUGGAUUUCUCACAAAAAUAUCAGUGGGGCCCACCCAGCAUCCUUGCGCAAGAACUUCCUGCGAAAGAAAUCCGCGUCCUCUCCUCUCAGUUUCCCCCGCCAUCAAAAUACCUUCCAAUCACAAUCUCAAAUCCUCCCUAUCUUCCAAACUAGAAAUGAGAAUCUUUCUCCCGUAAUAAGAAUUGGAACAGGAAAUCGGACACAAGAUGAGCGGAAACGAGUUCCGAUUCUUCCUGUCUUGCGACAUCAAUCUGCCCGUCACCUUCCGCAUCGAACGAUUGGAAGGGAAUCUUCCAGCAGCGACUGCAUCCGACACUGAAUUUGAUUCUUCAAUUGAGAACAGGAGUGCAGAGCUAUAUGUAGAGUGUAUUUUGUUCAUUGAUGGUGCCCCUUUUGGGCUUCCAAUGAGAACAAGCUUGGAAUCUGCUGGACGACCAUAUUGCUGGAAUGAAAUGAUCACACUGAGUGCAAAGUAUCGGGACUUAACUGCUCAUGCACAACUUGCACUAACUGUCCGGGAUGUAUCUUGUGGGAAGGAUGAUGGAUUAAUUGGUGGGGCAACCAUUCUUCUCUUUAAUCGUAAAAAGCAACUUAAAAUGGGGAAGCAGACACUUAGACUCUGGCCAAGGAAAGAGGCUGAUGGAUCAUAUCCUUCAACAACUCCUGGAAAGGUUCCUAGGCAUGAGCGUGGAGAGUUGGAACGUUUGGAGAAGCUUUUUAACAAGUAUGAAAGGGGACAAAUUCAACAGAUUGAUUGGCUGGACCAUCUCACAUUUAAAGCUCUGGACAAGAUCAAGGAAAGGGAAAGCUCUAGAAGUGGGGAUUCUCACAUAAGCCUGAUAGUUGACUUCUGCAGUUUUGAACAUAGAGUUGUUUUUCAGGAGUCAGGAGCAAACUUCUUUUCCCCAUCUCCAAUAUCUUCCACAAAUGAGCUUGUCACUGUAUGGGAUCCGGAGGUGGGAAGAAUAAAUCCUUCUGAGCAUAAGCAACUCAAACUAGCAAGGAGUUUGACUCGUGGAAUCAUUGAUAGGGAUCUAAAACCGAGCUCAAAUGAAAGGAAAUUGAUUCAAAGAAUACUAAAGUAUCCUCCAACACGCACACUCAGUGGAGAUGAAAGGCAAUUAUUGUGGAAGUUCCGUUUCUCCUUGAUGUCAGAGAAGAAGGCCCUCACAAAGUUUCUUCGUUGCGUCGAAUGGAGUGAUGUUCAGGAAGCAAAGCAGGCAUUAGAUCUGAUGGGGAGGUGGGAAACCAUUGAUGUAACCGAUGCACUGGAGCUUCUUUCUCCUGUUUUUGAGAGUGAAGAACAGGUUCGUGCAUAUGCUGUAAGUGUUCUUGAACGAGCUGAUGAUGAAGAGCUCCAAUGUUAUUUACUUCAACUGGUGCAAGCUCUUCGGUUCGAGCGAUCCGAUAAGUCUCGCCUAUCACAUUUCCUUGUGCAACGCUCAUUAUGCAAUAUUGAGCUGGCUAGCUUUCUUCGCUGGUAUGUGACCGUGGAACUUCAAGACCCUGCCUAUGCGAAACGUUUUUACUGCACCUAUGAAAUCCUAGAAGAAAAUAUGCUGAAAUUACCAGCUGGUGUCAAUGGUGAAGAAGAUGGGUUCACCUUGUGGCAGAAUUUGAUGCGUCAGACAGAACUGACUGCCCAGUUAUGUUCUAUAAUGAGAGAUGUGAGAAAUGUACGUGGUGGGACCCAGAAGAAAAUUGAAAAGCUAAGGCAGCUACUUUCUGGUCUUCUUAGCGAGCUUACUUAUUUUGAAGAGCCAAUACGAUCACCUUUGGCACCUGAUGUACUCAUCACUGGCAUCGUGCCAUCAGAAUCAUCGAUUUUUAAAAGUGCGCUGCAUCCUCUUCGUCUGACAUUUCGUACAGCAAAUGGUGGAAGCUGCAAAGUGAUAUUUAAGAAGGGGGAUGACCUUCGGCAAGACCAAUUGGUUAUUCAAAUGGUUUCUCUCAUGGAUCGAUUGCUUAAAUUGGAGAAUCUUGACUUGCAUUUAACGCCCUAUAGAGUGCUCGCCACAGGACAAGAAGAAGGAAUGCUGGAAUUUAUACCGUCCAGUUCUUUGGCAUUGAUUCUAUCAGAGCACCGUAGUAUUGUGAACUAUCUACAGAAGUUUCACCCUGAUGAAGAUGGGCCAUUUGGGAUAACGGCCACAUGUCUUGAAACAUUUAUCAAAAGCUGUGCUGGUUACUCUGUUAUCACUUAUAUUUUGGGGAUAGGAGACAGGCAUCUAGAUAACCUUCUUCUGAGGGAUGAUGGGCGACUCUUCCAUGUUGACUUUGGUUUUAUUCUUGGCCGAGAUCCCAAGCCAUUUCCACCACCUAUGAAACUUUGCAAAGAAAUGGUUGAGGCCAUGGGUGGAGCAGAAAGCCAAUACUAUACCAGGUUCAAAUCCUACUGUUGCGAAGCAUACAAUAUUCUCCGAAAAUCCAGCAAUCUUAUCUUAAAUUUGUUCCAUUUGAUGGCUGGCUCCAACAUUCCCGACAUAGCUUCUGACCCUGAAAAAGGCAUUCUCAAGCUUCAAGAGAAAUUCCGGCUGGACCUGGACGACGAGGACUCCGUACAUUUUUUCCAGGACCUCAUUAAUGACAGUGUUAGCGCUUUGUUCCCUCAAAUGGUUGAGACCAUUCAUCGGUGGGCUCAAUACUGGCGCUGACUGCAGAAUCUCCCUGAGGCCUUCGGUGGCCUUGCAUAUCCAUCCGGCAUGUUGAUGAAGUGGGCCACACGCACGCAAAGAAAGUCAUUUUAAAGUAGUCAAACUAAUGGUCACAUUCAAGAUGGAUGGUUGCCUAACCAAAGAUUGAUAAAGAAGUCAGUUGGAGGACCAAGUCACCCCCUCGGCAUCAAGAUGCAUGCAUCUGUACAAUGGUUUGUAUAUAAUUAGAUAAAAUAUAAUUUAUGGUCUGUUAUAACAAUAUCAUCGUUUCAUAAUCAAAUAUCACACAUCUGUUUUAAGUUUCA
Molecule: messenger RNA, 3026 nt
Organism: Magnolia sinica
Lineage: Eukaryota; Viridiplantae; Streptophyta; Magnoliopsida; Magnoliales; Magnoliaceae
Product: phosphatidylinositol 3-kinase, root isoform
Exons: 19
Coding region: 274-2721 (815 amino acids)
Biological process (GO): endocytosis; autophagosome assembly; phosphatidylinositol-3-phosphate biosynthetic process
Cellular component (GO): phosphatidylinositol 3-kinase complex, class III, type I; peroxisome; phagophore assembly site
Molecular function (GO): 1-phosphatidylinositol-3-kinase activity
Source: RefSeq, a predicted model, not a curated record